Microbotryum saponariae is the source of this 3640-nucleotide messenger RNA. Lineage: Eukaryota; Fungi; Basidiomycota; Microbotryomycetes; Microbotryales; Microbotryaceae. The record is from the annotation of a GenBank genome assembly.
AUGUCGUUCCUCCAAGCCCCCUCACCACAACUAGGACCCUCCAUCGUCAUCUGGAUCAACUCGCUCGCGUCGACAUUGCCCAGCUCGAACCGGACUGACGCGGAUGAUGUCGACGGAGGGGGCGAGCGCGGUGGGGCAGGGCGACGCGUCGUGAGGAGCUUGAAUGAUUUGAAUGAUGGGGUCGUAUUGGGGGAGAUUGUAGGGGAGGUGUGAGUUGUUCGUUCUGGGGUGCUUUGCUGUUUGGAGUUGGUGGUUGUGGUCUGGGCGAGAAGUAGGCGUAGGGGACGAUACAACACGAGCUGGAUUGCGAUUGUUUGGUCAACUUCGGACCAUGUGCGAGUGGGGUCAGGGGGGAGUGUAUGGUGCAUGGAUCACCUCCAAGACCUCGACCAAUACGACAUGGACGAUAUGCUUCGCAUCAAGCUGCAAGCGCCCGCCAUUACAACCCGACCUUCCGAGACUCCUAUAGGCUUACUUUGAGUCUUCUACGAGAUCCGCGCUAACCUUCUCUCCACCUUCCUUCAGUGAUCCGGCCUACUUCCGACCCCUCGCUACGACGACGAAGCAGAAAACGCUAUCCGAGAACUGGGUCUUGCGCUUCAACAACCUCAAGAGGCUGUACAAGCUCUUGAUCCGCUACUACGAGUCAGUUCACGCGCCCCCUUCCCCCUCCCCCACUUCUGGGGCUCGAGCGUCGGAGACGAAAGUUGCUGAGCGUGCGACUCUGCUCUGUACAGGGAUGUCUUGCGCUCGCCUACGGUUUCUCUUCCUACUCCCAACCUCCAAGUCAUCGCAAAAUCCGAUCCCACGAGUGAUGUCGAAACCUGUCGUCUCGCCGGCCUCGUACUCGCCCUGGCCGUCUGUUCCGAGAAGCGUCAAUUCUACGUCGAGAAGAUCCAAUCGCUCGACGAAUGGGUCCAACGUGAACUGAUGAUCUCGAUCGAGCAGGUCAUGAGUCGGAUCAAGACCAAGACACCUCCCUUGCCGAGCUCGGAGAUGCUGAAUGACAGGGAAGCCAUCGUCGAUGAGGAUCAUGAUGAUGGGGACAGCGAGUUUUACGCGCUGCAUCAGGAUCGAUCGAGGUUGCUUUCCGACAAGGACGCCUUGCAGAUCGUUUAUGAGGAACUCUUGAGGGCCCAUCGGACCCUGCAAGAGGAUCAUGAAGAGGCUUUGUCGGCCGUCGCGGCGGCCGAGGUAAGAGCGAACGAAGCCGUCGCCGUCGUCGAAGCGAACAGGGCCGAACGCGCCGACGCGGGCUACAAAGCCGAACUCGAUCGCAUGCGACAGGCCCUCCAACAAACCGAGGAUCAACUGAGCGAAGCGGAACAGAUUGUCGAAAAGCAGUCGAGGAUCGUCGAGGAGUUGCAGACCAGGGUCGAGGUUUUGGAACCCAAGGCGGCGGAGGCGACCAAGUUGAAGGACCAGAUGGACGAAUAUCGUCAUGCGGUGGAGAAGGCCAAGAAGGCGGAGAAUGUGAUUGAGAAGUACAAGAAGAAGUUGGAAGACUCCGCGGAUCUGAGGAAGUCGCUCAGGGUAGGGUAGCUUUCCGCCGGUUGCCUCGGGAAGGGGAUAAUGAAGCUGACUAUUCGGUGUUCGGCCCGCCGAAUGCAGACGCUGGAAGAGCAGAAUUCUGAUCUUCUAGAUCGGUACGGCACACUCGAGGAAGAACAUGCCAAGCUCGCCGCGUUCAAGCCCUUGAUGGACUCGUACAAGAACAAGAUCGACACCCUCGAAGGGAAAUCGUCGACCCUGACCAAGGAAAACGACAAGCUGCGGCUCGAGAUCCAACGCGCGACGGAAAAACUCAAAAUCGCGCAGGAGAAACAGAACAUGGAUCGUGAAGCGCUCGGGUUGUACGAGGAGCGAGUACACGAGCUGGAAGCGGGGCCGACACCUCGCAAGGCACCUCGAGAGGAUGUCGUGGCCGAGGACGACGAUGAAGAUUCAUUCGAGGUCAGAGGCGAGCUCGAUGAUGCGUUCCGAGGCACGACGAUGACGGACCUCAAGCUCCAAGUACGCAAGUUGAAGCGCCAACUCAACGAGGCCAUGACGAACUCGGCCGAACAUUCGCGCGUCGUCGUGCUCGAGAACUUGCUCGAGGAUGCGAAUCGGACCAAGGCCAAGUAUGAGAUGGAUUAUCUCCGUGGCCAUCGCGAGAGAUUGGGCGUCGAGGCCAAGUUGGAGGAGAUUAUUUCGAGAAAAUCGAGGCUUGGCGAUGGGUGGGUACCCGGAAGGGUCAAACCUUUGCUUCGAGGGAGCCAGUAUUUGACCUUUCGGUUAUGCACACAGUCCCGAAGCCGCUAUCGCACUGCGGAUGCGGUUGAACGAAACGGUCGAAGAGCUCGAGCGGUUACGACACGAUCGCGCCAAGCUUGAUGUCGAGUACGCGAAGUUGAAAGACGAACACACAAUAGCCAAGUCCGACUGUACGUUGUUGCUCUUUUCAUUUCCUCGAUUGACAUCAGCUGACAUGAGUUUCAUACCGCAGUGAUACUCGUCAAUAGGGACCAACUCGACAUCCUUAAAUCGUUGCGAGCCUCGGUGGCGACCGAAAAGGAAGCCUUGACGGCCGAAGUCGAACGGCUGAAAACCUCCUUGCGCGAUGCUGAGGACAAGGUUCAGAUGCAAAUGAGCCAGGUUGGUACUGACCUCCAAGCUCGGAAGCUCGCGAAACUGGAGACUGACGCCGAGUGCUUCUAACGCGCAGGUCAAUACUUUGCUCAUGGACAAGGUGUCGAUGCAAAAUGACGGCAUCAGCCAACGAAAGCAGAUGUUGGAACAGGAGAAGGAGUCGAGGUAAGUCUGAAUUGCCCGGGCAUCGACAGGGUGUGACCGCUGAAGCGGCUUCGCUCCACUUGAUUUUUUAGCCACCUGCGGACGUCACUGAUGAGCAAGAACAUGUCCGAGGAGGAUCGAGCCCGUGUGGGCGCGCUCCAAGAGGAGAACGAUAAAGCUGCGGCGGAGGUCAAGGAUCUCAAGGAGAAGUUGCUCAAGGCCAAAGCAGUGAGUCGGCAUUCGAGGCUGUUUCGAGCUUGAGCGAGCACCGAAUUAAACCUAAGGUGUGAUCCACACAGUUCAUCAAGAAUCAGGACAAGCUGUUGAGGGAACGGCACGCGGCUGCGAUCAAUGUAGGUUGUUCCGAAACUUUUGGAACGUCAGAUGUGAGCGAACGGGACUGACCAUUCCAGCUGUUCACGAACCAACCUGCAGGGCAUGGGCGAGGAAGCCGAGCAAGCUCAGCGGUCCCAGAUUGCUCAGCUCAAGGAGGACCUCGAACGGCAGAAGGUGAGUUCUAUGCGCGUUUUGAGAUUUGACUGAUGAUGUAAAGCCACUGACCGUCCGCGUUUGGUCAUCGAAACAAGAACAAUAUGGCCGAAGUCGAAGCCCGGUACCGACGCGAGCAACAGCUGAUGCUCUCGGCCUGGCACGAGCUUGGGAUGUGCACGAUGCGCGAAGGCGUCGCCAACGCUGGGCAUACCAAGUCCCAACCUGCAAGUUGGAUGGGGCAACAACGGCUGAGAUCGAAUGGGAAUGGGUUGGUGAGUCUCGAUUGAGGACAUGAGUGGCGAUCGCUCCGUUUCGAUUGCUGACUUGGCGGUGAAAAUCUUACGGCGCGUGGCUUGAACAGAGAUACGGCUGA